This is a messenger RNA of Emiliania huxleyi CCMP1516, 1578 nucleotides long. RefSeq lists its product as hypothetical. Lineage: Eukaryota; Haptophyta; Isochrysidales; Noelaerhabdaceae. The transcript is spliced from 4 exons. The coding region runs from base 1 to 1578 and encodes 525 amino acids. The record is from RefSeq and is a predicted model, not a curated record.
AUGGCGGACGAAGCCACCUACCGAGCAGGGACGCAGAUUGACAAUUGGGUGGUCACAACUGGGCUCGCGUCAUGUAUGGGGCGCACGAGCACAAUGCCGGGGGUGUGCGGUGACGACCACAGGGCGGUGGCGGUGGAAUUCUUUGGAGGAGUGGGUGGUGUGGGAGGGCCUCGCGAGUUUCGGGAGCGGGGGGUGAGCACAUUCAUGGAUCGGGAGGUGGAGGAGAAAUUCACAAAGACGGUACAGGAGGUGUUCGAUGACGAGGUGGAGGCCGAUGCGGAGAAGGAGCUGAGCGCCUCAGAACGGCUCGAGAGGCUGACGAGGGUGCUCACGCGACACGCUAGGGCGGUGGUCGCGACCAGGAGGGCAAAGGGCGAUGACGAAGCGGGCGGAGAGGAGCGGCCCGCGGGAGGCGGGGAGGCAAGCGAGGGGGCGGGUGGCCGAGGGCCGCCACCUAAGUCCAAGAGAGAGAGGCUGCGAUGGAAAGUGGCGAAGUGGUUCAGGAUACGGCACGAGGUCAAGAAAUGGAGCGGCACAAUGAGCGACGGAUAUAGGAGGGAAUGGGAGGGAGAGGGCUUUUGGAGGGAGCCAAACCUGGCGCAGCUCUGGAAGGCCCUCGAGGCUCAGCCGCAGCUGGCGAAUAGAGAAAGGCGCGCGAGGGCAUUGGCGGAGGUUGCGACAGAGAAUAGCGGCAACAAUGCCAGGAGAGUCUUCGAGAUUCUGAACAAGGAGAUGGGCAGAAGAGCGGGCGGGGGGGAGCUGGUUGCGAUGUAUGAGGGAGUCCGCGACGCCGCGGCGAGGAGGGGGAAGGAGAUCAACGCGCGGAGGGAGGCGGACAUGGUGGCGGUCGAGGCGCUCCUAGCAAUGACAAAACCAGCCAGGGCGGAGGCCCAGCCCCCGGGGGUGGAGGGGACAGGACGGCUCGUGGCUAACGCGUUGACGUGGUCGGCGUGCGAGGCGGCGAUCAGGAAAUUCAAGAAAGGAAAGGCCAUAGGCAGCGACAAACUAGACGGGUACCUGAUCCGACUUUCGCCGAGGGGAGUGCAGAGGGAGUACUGGAGGCUGCUGCAGGAGAUUGUGCGGGAGGAGCAGUAUCCCAAAGUGUGGAACGACUGGAUUGCUAUGAUGGCAAUGAAGCCGGGGGAGGAUCCGAAGGAGCUCGAGAGGAGGCGGGACCUUUGGAGCGGCUUCACCAAGGGGAUGAAUGCACCUGCGCAGACGCUAACGGCAAGGCUGCACGCGGAGGAGUGCAUGAUAGAAAGGAAGAUGUGUGUGAGAGGAUACAUAGACUUAGGCACGUACUUCAUGAGCGUCGUGAAUGAGGUGCAAUGGAGAGUGGAGGAGUGGGCCGGUGUGCCAGCAGACGUCACGAGAGUGCUAAAGGCACUGAGGGAAGGGCUCGGCGACCUGCCAGGGCUAACAGGCAGAUAUGAGACGGGCUAUGGGCUCAGCCCGAGGUUUGAUAUUGAACAGGGAUUAGGCCAGGGCUGCCUGCUCUCGCCUACACGGAGUAAGCUCAUGCUCGCGGUGAUGCAGCGAGCAGUGAGCAAAUUAUGCCAGGAGGCCGAGAGCUGCUGA